GCGGAAUCUUCGCAUCUAAUUUCCAGGAUCAAAUCGGAAUAUAACGCCGGGGGGAUUCCAAUUCCUUUCCCUCGUCUCCCAUAAUCUCUCUUCUCCCAGCAGCAAUAGAAUUCCCACCAAAACAGAGCAGUGCAAGAGAGGGACAGAGAAAGGGAAGGAGAAAGCUUCCUUCUUUCUCUAUUCUUCUCGGCUGCAACAAACUAGUUUUGAUUUCUUCACCACCAUUGGUUGGUUUUCUGUAUUUUUUGGGCAUUUGGAGAGUUGUCGUGAGGGAUUGAGCAAUUGUUUGUCGGUGGAAUAAGUUAAUAGCCAAGUGGAAGAUAAUAUGAGCUUCGAGGAUUCCAUGGCGGUUUCUGCGGUGGCCUUUGAGAAAACUUGCUUUAUCGAGAGAUCUUCUGAAAGCAAUGACAUGGAGUACUCGAAGGAAGGGGAAACUCAGAUAAAGUUUUCCAAAGAAGUUAAGUGUGAGAUGGUGGAUUUUGAUUCUUUGCCGGACUAUCUGAAGGACAAUGAAUUCAUCUUGGGUUAUUAUCGUUGCGAAUGGCCUCUGAAGGAGACCAUCCUCAGCAUCUUCUCCAUUCACAACGAGACUCUAAAUAUUUGGACGCAUUUGAUUGGAUUCCUUAUAUUUCUUUCUCUGACUGUAUUCACUGCAAUGAUGAUACCAAAAGAUGCUCCUUUCCCGUCCAUGCAACACCCAGGCGAAUUAGAGAAUGCUAUGCCAGCUUUAAUAAGUUGGCAUCUUCCUGAGCUUCUUGUCAACUGUCUGCCCAAGAGAUUCUCCUAUGCAAGCAACGUCACCGAUCCAUGUGUUCUGACAAGCGUGAAGGACGACGUAACCAGCAUAAUAUCGCCACUGCUCAUGAAGCCAGUCACUCGCUGGCCUUUCUUUGCCUUCUUAUGUGGUGCCAUGUUCUGCCUUCUUACCAGCAGUAUAUGCCACCUUAUCUUAUGCCACUCUGAACGAAUGGCCUUUAUCAUGCUUCGGCUUGACUACGUUGGGAUAGCAGCCCUCAUUGUCACCUCCUUCUACCCUCUAGUCUACUACUCUUUCAUGUGUCAACCCUUCUAUUGCCACCUUUACAUGGGCUUCAUCACAACAUUUGGGGUGGCCACCAUCUCAGUCUCCCUAGUGCCUGUGUUCCAGACUGCUGAAUUCCGGUCUGUGAGAGCUGGGCUCUUCUUCUGCAUGGGAGUAUCAGGACUGCUGCCUAUAAUGCACAAAUUGAUUGCAUUCCAUCACCGACCGGAGGUGAUCCUCUCGGCGGGUUAUGAGUUGCUGAUGGGUACAUUUUAUGGUCUUGGUGUGGUGGUCUAUGCUACGAGAAUACCGGAGCGGUGGAUGCCGGGAAGGUUCGACAUCAUCGGUCAUAGUCAUCAGCUAUUCCAUGUGCUAGUGAUUGCAGGGGCUUACACCCACUAUCUUGCAGGCCUUGUAUACCUCAAGUGGAGGGAUUUUGAAGGUUGUUAGUGGUAUUAUAGACUAGCUUUUGAGACGCCAUUCUUUUGUAUGAGAUUGGCAAAGCUUUUUCAUCUGGAGCAUGCCAUGUAAACUAAAAAUCCUUCAGAAAUGAAUAAUAGUCUAAACAGAAUGGGAGUCAGGUCUCUGACUUGUAUAA
Molecule: messenger RNA, 1619 nt
Organism: Elaeis guineensis (African oil palm)
Lineage: Eukaryota; Viridiplantae; Streptophyta; Magnoliopsida; Arecales; Arecaceae
Product: heptahelical transmembrane protein 4-like
Biological process (GO): response to hormone
Cellular component (GO): membrane
Molecular function (GO): signaling receptor activity
Source: RefSeq, a predicted model, not a curated record